Papaver somniferum (opium poppy) is the source of this 732-nucleotide messenger RNA. RefSeq lists its product as uncharacterized. The record is from RefSeq and is a predicted model, not a curated record. Gene Ontology annotation, cellular component: mitochondrion. The transcript has 2 exons. The coding region runs from base 46 to 414 and encodes 122 amino acids. NCBI's taxonomy places the organism in Eukaryota, Viridiplantae, Streptophyta, Magnoliopsida, Ranunculales, Papaveraceae.
GCCUUCUCCCGUUAUCUCUUGACUGUGAGAUCAAACAAAGAGAAAAUGGAGUGGGCAAGAAAAGCAGUAGGUGUUGUAGAGAGUGCAAGCAGCAACAAUAAGGUGAUCAAUGUAUUCUUAGUUGGUGUUUUUGGUGCCUUAUGUUAUCGAUCAGUUAACCAACAAAAACUUAUCGAAGCUCUUGAAGUUGAGAAGAGUGCUCUCCUCCAAACUAACAAAUCACUCAAGAAAUCAAUGUGGGAUUGGAAACAAUCGUUAUUUGCUGAUGCUUCUGAUGAUGAAUCUUCACCACUUUCUUUGUCUAAACUCAAAAUCAUUUAUGGAGAAGCCCCAAUUAGCCAACAAGGUAUAGCUGCAGUUGCUGUGAACAACGAAGAUUCCAAAAAAACAUCUGAAACAAGGAUUAUGAUAUGAAAGUUUCGUUCUAGUCCGUGAAGAUCAUUAUUAUAACUUGCUACAAUUAGAAGAGCUAUUUAUGAAAAUUCAAGUUUUUGAAUUCUCCCCGCCUAAAUUAACGGCGAAAAAUCAUGGCAUAUUAUCUCAACCAAAUUUCCCAUUAUGUCAAACUCUUUUUUUUGGAAUUUUUUGGUUACAAAAGCUGAACUCAGUUUCGGAAACGCAUCUUCGUAUUACUUCGUCGGACACUGUUUUCAUUUGUACUUCGUCGGACACUGUUUUCAUUUGUACCAAUUGGCUAUUUUCUUAAGGUUUUCUCUCUCACCACGAGACCCG